Messenger RNA from Aegilops tauschii subsp. strangulata, 636 nucleotides. The record is from RefSeq and is a predicted model, not a curated record. NCBI's taxonomy places the organism in Eukaryota, Viridiplantae, Streptophyta, Magnoliopsida, Poales, Poaceae.
AUGGCCGGAGCCCCGUGCCACCCCGACCCCGUCGCCUCGUCCCCGCCGUCGUCGACCCCGUUGCCGUCCUCCUCGCCGGACCUCGCGUCUUCGCCCUCUUCCCCGCCGGCCGCCAGCAAGCCUCGGCGCCCCCUCUCCCCAUCAACGCCAAUGAGGCCCCCCCGGCAUCUCCUCCUCUCUCUGCCCUCGCACACGACCGCGGCCAUCACGCCCCGGGCCGCGUCCAAGCUCGUCGCCCGCGUCUGUAGCGACGAGACCUCAAAUGCGUCGUCCCGCUGCCUCGCGCUCUGGCCUUGCCCUUCUCGCCGCUGCUCCGCCCGGUCACCGCGACCCCGUCCCGCCCGGCGUGUCACCUCGCGCGCUCGCGCCCGUGCUGUGGCCGGCUACCGCGUGCUGCUGCUCCUGCAGCUGCGCCGCCCCCGCUUCUCGCGACAACCACCGUGCCACCGCCCCCGCCUCACACGCAUGCUCCCCUCGCCCGUGCUGGCCUCGCCCACGCCGGCCUGGCGACCUGCCAGGUCCGCCGCCCUUCCCCGCGCCCCUGGGCAUACACCUGCUCGGGCUGCGCCCAGCGCCCGCGCCAGCGUCGCCUAUUCGGGCAGCCCCCGCGGCACCCGAAUCCACUAUGGCCCUUAG